AUGGCAGAAGGAGAAAAGUCUGGCGACGAAAGAUUGGCUUGUGAUGAGGAGCAGCCAUCCACAAGUAGCAGUAGAAAAAGUAGAGGCAGAGUGCGCAGUCAGAGCGCGAGGGAGAGAGGUCAGGAGGAGGCUGGAGGCUCCGGUGACUCGGUCAGGGACCGCAGCCGCUCUCCUCACGAAUGCAGAUGGAGGAGUGAGAGUGAGCCUGAUACAGAAGCACCACCACCGCCAAAGUUCAUCCCAAAAAGAACACCUGGUGUUCAACCGCCCCUCAAUAUGGGGAACCCUUCGCCCCUGGAGAUAUUCUCUAGUUUUUUUGACACAGCAGUGCUCAAUCUCCUGUGUCACAACACUAAUAAAAAUGCAGCUGGAAAAAUUGCACAAGGCAAGAGGUUCAUGUGGAGGGAUACAACUGCAGAAGAUAUGAAAAAAUUUAUUGGGAUGCUACUUUUCAUGUCUGUUGUGCACCUCCCCAAACUGAGUGAUUAUUGGCGCAAAGGCACUGCAUUCCAAGUUCCAUUUCCUGCCACCAUCAUGCCUCGAGAUCAGUUCAUGUCCAUUUUAUCAUGCAUUCACAUGAGUGACCCUGAGGAGGACAAAAUACAGGAGGAGAAAAAGGGCACAAGGGACUAUGACCGUCUCCACCGCGUCAGACCACUUAUGGACUUGAUUUCCAUGAGGUGCAAGGCCAUUUACCAUCCAAGGCAGCACCUUUCGGUGGAUGAAAGGAUGGUUGCAACCAAGGCCAGGCUUGGCAUCAAGCAAUAUAUGAAGGCCAAGCCCACAAAGUGGGGCCUGAAGUUUUUCGUGCUAGCUGAUGUAAACGGCUAUACCAUUGACUUUCAGCUUUACACAGGCAAGGCAGAAAUCUUUUCAGGACACGGGCUUUCAUUUGAUGUUGUUUGUUCUCUGGUGCAGAAGUCCUACCUUGGAUCUGGAUACGUUAUCUAUAUAGAUAAUUUUUAUACCAGUCCACUCCUCUUCAGACAUCUCAGGCAGCUUGGUUUUGGUGCGUGUGGGACAUACAGAAAGGGGAGAGUCGGUGUCCCCACAACCCAUGAAAAUGCCCUCACCAAAAAAUCCCCGCGUGGCAGUAUCAGAUGGAUCAGGGACAGAGAUCUCCUCUACAUCAAAUGGAUGGACACAAGAGAGGUCUCCAUGUGCUCCACUCUUCACUCUGUUUACAGUGGGGACGUAGUGGAGCGUUGGGAGAAAGGUCCCGAUGGGACAAAACAAAAGGUUUCUGUCCCCAGGCCCACCACUGUCACAGAGUACAAUAAACAUAUGGGAGGAGUGGACACUUCAGACCAAAUGAUUACAACAACCUCAGUCCACAGGAAAACAAUGAGGUGGACCACCACUGUGUUUCAGCACCUAAUUGACAUUGCUGCGACAAACUCUUUUGUUGUUCACAAAGAACAAUGCAGCAUCAUGCAGCAGAAGCCAAGGACAAGGCAGGCCUUCACAGAGGAGCUUGCUGUGUCCCUCAUGGGAGCUGCUUUGAAACUUGAGCCUCAAAAGGCUCCAGCCUGA
Molecule: messenger RNA, 1533 nt
Organism: Archocentrus centrarchus (flier cichlid)
Lineage: Eukaryota; Metazoa; Chordata; Actinopteri; Cichliformes; Cichlidae
Product: piggyBac transposable element-derived protein 4-like
Exons: 3
Coding region: 1-1533 (510 amino acids)
Source: RefSeq, a predicted model, not a curated record